UAGUAAGGUUGACAAUGAAAAAGUAAGUUGUACAAGAUAGUAAGUAACUUAGUAACAAACAAACAAACCCCCUAAGAUCACCCCUAAAAGCUAGCAUCACCACAUACUAAUGUUCUAUUAGCAUAAUCUCAGACGCUAAACUAGUGGGACAAUUUCAUUUCAAAUUUGCCAAGUCAAUUCAAAAUAAAUCUUAAUUUACAAAAUAAUAAUAGGUGGUCUUUUCUCCCUAAAACUAUACGUGUUUUUUACUUAUUCAUCGUCGUGUCAUUGUAAUAAAAUUGUAAAUGACAAAGAAAAAACAUUACAGUUUUUAGACAUUCUCGGUCAACCACAAAUCCACAAUGCUGUAAUGGAAAAAACAGUUUUACAUAAUCUACUAAAAAUAGCGAUACAAAUGUUUUAUUCUACACUCACAUCUAAUAAUAAGAAUCACUACCUUUCACUGCUAAUCUCUCUCUCUCUCUCUCUCUUUACAGAUUCAAAUCUCAAAGAAAACCAAAAAAAUAAUAAAAGAAGAAGAAGAAGAAGAGUGAUUAACAAAAACACAAAACUCCAUUUGAGUGUGAUGAGGAUUUAUCAACCGACGUUAUUAUCAUUCACCACCGUCGUCUUACUCUACAUCUCCGCCGCCGUGGCUCGUGGUGGUUCCCGGCAACUUUUGUACACCCGAGACGACCCUAUAACCAUACCUCCGUACCUAAUCUUCGAAAACGUACGGCUCGAAAGAGCUUACGUGGCGUUACAAGCGUGGAAACGUACCAUGAUCUCUGACCCGUGGAAUCUAACGGCUAACUGGUUCGGAUCACGUGUGUGCGACUACAACGGUGUAGUAUGCUCAUCAUCUCUCGACGACCCUUUGGUUAAAACUGUCUCCGGCGUUGAUCUAAACCAUGGAGAUAUCGCUGGUCACCUCCCUGAAGAGCUUGGCCUCUUAACCGAUAUUGCUCUGUUUCACGUUAACUCGAACCGGUUUUGUGGUACUCUCCCGGUCGGGUUUUCGCAGUUGAGUCUCCUUUUCGAACUCGAUUUAAGUAAUAACCGGUUCGCUGGUAAAUUCCCGGAAGUGGUAAUCGGUUUACCGAAAUUAAAGUAUCUUGAUCUCCGGUACAACGAGUUUGAAGGUCAAUUACCAGAAUCUCUGUUUGAUAAAGAACUAGACGCUCUGUUCCUGAAUAGUAACCGGUUCGUUAAUAAAAUCCCGGUUAACAUGGGGAAUUCUCCGGUAUCGGUUCUAGUUCUAGCAUCAAACCGGUUUGAAGGAUGUAUACCGACGAGUUUCGGUAAAAUGGGUAAGACUCUAAACGAGAUCAUCCUAAUGGAUAACGGUUUACAAUCUUGUCUACCUAAUGACAUGGGUUUACUUCAAAACGUCACCGUUUUGGACGUUAGUUAUAACUGGUUGGUCGGAGAGUUACCAAAGUCGAUGGGUCAGAUGGAGAAUCUUGAGGUGUUGAACGUUGAACGUAACAUGCUCUCCGGUUUAAUACCGGAGGAGUUAUGUUCGCUUGAGAAGCUAAGAGAGUUUAGAUACGGGUCUAACUAUUUCACCGGAGAACCAGCCACGUGUCGUUAUCUAGAGAAUUAUAAUUAUACUAUGAAUUGUCUCAAAGACGAGAGAGACCAAAGAUCGAUGAUGGAGUGUAAGAUGUUUUUGUCGAAACCUGUAGAUUGUGACUCUUUUAAGUGUAGUCCUGUCUCUUCGUGUUUUUCUCCUCCUCCUCCGUCUCAAAUAUCACCGUCUUCGCAACCAUUGGCACCGGCGCCAUCUCCUACUCAACCACCAUUGUCACCACCGCCUCCGGCUAGACCAUGUCCGCCGCCGAUAUACUCACCGCCUCCACCACCAUUGUCACCGGCGCCGUCUAUGAACUGAUCUAUCUAUGUGUAGAAAACUAGAAAGCGCAAGUGUUGAUGAGAAUGAGAUUAUUUAGUGUCGAAAGUAAAUGCCAGAUGAGAUAUAUCUAGUGGGAACCAAAAGUUACAAGUGGAGACAACAAAGCUGAAAUUUUUUAGGACACCAAAGUGUAGAGAAUUUGUCUCUUUUUUUAGAUUGCAUGUGUGUGUGUUUGUUUAACUUUAACUUUUAUAUAAUUUUUUGGUCUCUGUUUUUUCAUAUUCAUUAAUAAGAACAAAUGUAGCAA
Molecule: messenger RNA, 2141 nt
Organism: Arabidopsis lyrata subsp. lyrata
Lineage: Eukaryota; Viridiplantae; Streptophyta; Magnoliopsida; Brassicales; Brassicaceae
Product: leucine-rich repeat extensin-like protein 7
Exons: 1
Coding region: 350-1873 (507 amino acids)
Molecular function (GO): protein binding
Source: RefSeq, a predicted model, not a curated record